Messenger RNA from Pelobates cultripes (western spadefoot toad), 522 nucleotides. NCBI's taxonomy places the organism in Eukaryota, Metazoa, Chordata, Amphibia, Anura, Pelobatidae. The record is from the annotation of a GenBank genome assembly.
AUGGCGACAAAAAAAGCGCGUAACACAGCGGGGAGUACCCCAUCGACCGUCAUCCCGCCGGCAAAGUCCUCUCUGAGGAGGUUCUUUGCCGACCAAACGGAGGCACACCAGACAUCCAAAAUGGCGCCUGCGGCCCUCACACGCGGCAGCCAGCCUCCCAGCCCAGCUCCAUCAGAGGGCUCAGAGGACGAAUCCGACAUCAGGGCAUUACUCACACGGCUGCCCUCUAAGAAAGACCUCACAGACAUGUUCCAGAAAUUGGAACACUCCUUUGGAGAGAAAUUGCAAGUAAUCACAAAUGAUGUACAGCACCUAGGCGCCAGAGUACAGAGUCUGGAGGAUGCAGAGGAGACACAUGAUCGCUUAUGGGCAGACUCCCAAGCCAUACAAACCCAGCAUACAGACGCUAUAGCCUACCUCCAAAGAAAAUUGGACGAUAUAGACAACAGGGGAAGGCGGAACAACCUGAGGGUGAGGGGAAUCCCAGAGGGCCCGGAAGACGCCACCGAAAACCCCAUCAAG